UUACAACUUCCACAUUCCAAACAUUAUAUAUAUCUCUCCCCACAAACCCUCCAUCACCACCACCAUUCUCUUCAAUCCCUUCCCAGAACAACCCACAAGAAAAUACUCUCUCUCUCUCUCUCAAAAAAUCAAUGGCAGAGAAGGAUCAGCAGCAACAGACCUACCCUCCACCACAGGUCAAUCCAUACGGCCGCGCCGAUGCAGAAUUGGCAUCAGUCGCCGCCACUGAUGAACGCCGCAAGAAGCGCACGAAAUGGUUCAUCUACAUCGCCGCCUUCACCGUGUUUCAAAUCGGAAUGAUACUGCUAUUUUCACUAACAGUGAUGAAAGUCAGAGCUCCCAAGUUCCGUAUCCGAUCCGCCACAUUCGGUUCCUUCGAAGCUCCGCUAACAAACCCUUCGUUCAACAUCGCCAUGGUUGCUGAACUAGGGGUGAAGAACACGAAUUUCGGAAAGUACAAGUUCAGUAACAGCACCAUUGAUUUCUUCUACAGAGAUAUAAAGGUAGGAGAGGCCGUCAUUCCAAAGGCGAACGCUAAAGCUAGAUCAACCAGGAAGUUUGAUGUCGCAGUGACCUUAUCAUCGGCAAAUUUACCAAGCAAUAGCCAGUUGGGAAGUGAUUUGAGUUCUGGGUCUUUGCCGCUGAGGAGCGAGUCGAGAUUGAGAGGAAAAGUGGAGCUGAUGAUGGUGAUGAAGAGUAAGAAAUCUAGCAGAAUGGAUUGCACCAUGGUGAUUGAUAUAACAAGGAGGGAGCUCCAGAAUGUGGUGUGCAAAUGAUUGAUGCUUUGUUUUAGUACGAAGAGAUUUUGUUUUGGUUUAUGAACACUAUUUUAUGUAUUUUGUUUUUUUAGGGCCGACAGUAUUUGUUGAUAUACUGUAUUCUGUGAUUCAGUAAUUUUUUUUUCUGUUUGUGAUUUACG
Ilex paraguariensis (yerba mate) is the source of this 919-nucleotide messenger RNA. Lineage: Eukaryota; Viridiplantae; Streptophyta; Magnoliopsida; Aquifoliales; Aquifoliaceae. The record is from the annotation of a GenBank genome assembly.